AUGGCCAAUGAACCCGAACAUAUAACAUCCGAGAAUCAGUUUCAGCAAUUGAUCACUCAUUCUGAAAAUGACCCGAAACAAUUACAAAUUGCCUAUGAGGAUCAUAGAAGCAAUAGAAAUGCCCUGUUCAGAAACCAAAUCUGCCAACCUGGAUUCUGCGAAUGGAAAGAAGAUGAGAUCCUGUCCAAAGUCCUCGACGCAGAGAAGGGGUUGACAGACUUCGUUGACCCGAGACACAACCUUGCCUUUUGGGCACGCCCACCACGGCAUAUCCGGGACUUGGUCUACAAGAUCCAGCAAGAGAUUGGUCCUUUGAUUGGACCUGGACCUGAAAUCGAUGAAAUCACAUCUUCUCUCGAGAUGACUGGGUCCGUAGCAGAGCUGGCAAACUACACUCUCACCCACCGUGCCCGGCUGGUCAAACCAGUAAUCAGCUACGACACUUCUGCUAUAGCUCUGAGCUUUGUUCCCGCGGCUGGCGAGGAAGAUCGCAGUGUGUAUAGUGGGAAAGAUGAUCAGUUUACGUAUCACCAUCUGCGGAGUGAUCUCUACAACAUUGUGACUCAAUCUGGCUGUCCAAUUGCAGCUAGGUAUACCGUUCCUUCUGCGCAUAUCACUAUUGCGCGCUUUAUUGCACCUAGCAGUGCCAAAGAAGGACAGUCAGACUCCUCGAAAGAAUUCGAGAAGAAAGCGUCGAGUCUUAUUGCCAAGAUCGAGGAUCUCAAUCAUGAACUCCGCUCAAAUGUGUGGCGGAGAUUGGGGGACCCAUCUCAAGGGCAAUGGGUGAUAGGUCAUGAAAAGGGGUUGGAAUUGAUGAAGGGUCGAACAUGCGCCUACCCGAUAGGGCCUAAGCGAGUGAAAUCCCACAACCCAACAAUCGCACUUGCUCUCCUCCGACAAGCGACAAUCCAACGACCACCACCCAGCUAUCCGGCCAAGUCAGUCAAAAUGGUCAACAUUCCCAAAACCCGCCGGACGUACUGCAAGUCCAAGGAGUGCCACAAGCACCAACAGCACAAGGUCACCCAGUACAAGGCUGGCAAGGCCUCCCUCUUCGCCCAGGGUAAGCGCCGUUACGACCGGAAGCAGAGUGGUUACGGUGGUCAGACCAAGCCCGUCUUCCACAAGAAGGCCAAGACCACCAAGAAGGUCGUCCUGCGUCUCGAGUGCACUUCUUGCAAGUCCAAGAAGCAGCUCGCCCUGAAGCGCUGCAAGCACUUCGAGUUGGGUGGUGACAAGAAGACCAAGGGUGCUGCCCUUGUUUUCUAG
This is a messenger RNA of Penicillium verrucosum, 1269 nucleotides long. RefSeq names its product 60S ribosomal eL42 domain-containing protein. Gene Ontology annotation, molecular function: structural constituent of ribosome. Gene Ontology annotation, cellular component: ribosome; cytosolic large ribosomal subunit. Bases 1 to 1269 code for a protein of 422 amino acids. The record is from RefSeq and is a predicted model, not a curated record. Lineage: Eukaryota; Fungi; Ascomycota; Eurotiomycetes; Eurotiales; Aspergillaceae. Gene Ontology annotation, biological process: translation. The transcript has 7 exons.